AUGCUGCUUGUGCUUGCUGUCACAUGGCAUUUAGUGAUGAUCUGGGCCGGCAACAGAAGUCAGUCGCGUCCGCUGGUCCUUGCCGGCAUAGGCAUGGGUCAAGUCGUAACCUUUGCACAGCUGUUGCUCGUCAUCAGGCAGUUCGGGGUGAAGUGGGGCGAGCCCUUCCUGACAUUGCUGAAGAUGCUGGAUGUUGUUGCCUUUGAUGUGCUGCUCAGUUCCCUCAGCUCCAUCAAAUGCUUUGCGGAGGUUCCCACGCUAUCACUUUUCGUCAUACAGUCGUUUGCCCUCCCGUGUUGCCUGGUUGUAGUGUUGGCUGUGACCCAUGUCGUGUACAGCAAAGUGCGAAGGUCAGGCGGGAAGGAGGUACCCCUUCGCCUGUUUGGACGUUCCUUGGGAUUUCUAGCAGUGCUCUUCUUUAUUGCAGCUUGUUCGCUGCUACUCCGACCUUUUCGAUGCAAGGGGCAUCCGAAUGGCCUGUACACCAUCGAUGACUACCCCGAUGUUUUCUGUGACGGACAAGGAACUCAUCUGCAGAUGUGCUUGUACGCGGCAUUUGCCCUUUUGGCACCCUUAUCCUUCCUGUCGGUGUGUGCCUGGGUGAUUGUGAUCGAGUUCCCUCGGAAGGUAAGGGCUGCGGAUGCCAACUUUGUACGAGCCUGGUCGUUCUUGGCUAUGCGUUUUCGACCUGGAGCUCAAGGUUUUGCGGUUGUCUUCUUGUUCCGCAACUUGAUGAUCGUGCUUUGCCCUUUACUGCCCUCGGAGACGGCGCGGAUGCUGAGCAUGAACCUUAUCCUUUACCUCAGCUUGUGUUGCUCUGCUUAUGCAAAGCCGUGGCGUGUUCGUUUGAGCACCCACCUGGACCUCUUGAUGCAUGGGGGGGCGCUCACCAUCCUGGACAUCGGCGCCCUUUUCGUCCCUUCUGCAGACAGCUUCAGCUCCAUGCUGGCAUGCGUGGUGAUUGCCGUGCUUGUUGCCACGUUGCUUUUGCUCGCGAGUUUGUAUGGUCUUGUGAGGCACCUCAUUGCCAAGAAACACAAGCGCUACUCAUUCUUUCUCUGCCAUCACAAGCAGGCAGCAGGCAGUUUGGCCCGCCUGCUGAAAAUUGAGCUUCAGCAUCGUGCAUCGAAGUUCAAGACCUUCAUUGAUUCAGACGACCUCAAGGACCUCUCGAAGCUCUUCAACCACGUGGCUCACGAUGUGGAGAAAGUGGUCAUUCUCGGAAGCCCUGCAGUUUUAUCGCGGAAGUGGUGUGUUGGUGAAAUGGUGACAGCAAGGCAGCAAAGUGUACCCAGCCUGCUCAUCACACUUCCAGGUUUCUCCAUGCCCGACGAGUCCUUCAGACGGCACUACGCUAAUGCCGUGGGUGACAUCAGAGACUUGUCCAGCUUGGGAAUCGGGCUUCCAGAGGUUAACGAUACGUUGAAGUGGCUCUGGACACUCGAAACGUUGGAACUGAAUGUUGUCAGUGCCGAGGGUAUCGAUGAGGUCGUGGCAAGCCUUACCCAAACCACAGGCACCAGCAUUUGUCAGGGCUCCAAGGACCAGGACGUGGAUGGAGUGAUCCUCGCGGACCCCGAUGACAUGGAAGCGGUCGCGACGGCCUUGGUCUUGUACGACCUGCUGGCCCCGCUUCUAAUAGGCUCCUCAAGUCUCAAGCUUGCAGUUCUAACAAGGACUGAGCCAAUUCCAGUUGAUUCGGUCUGUGCAGUCCUCAUUUGCAGUGAUGGCGGCCUUGCUUCCAAGCAGAUCGCCGAGUGGCUGACGCAGGCAAGUUAUUUGACUUACUGCGCGGUUCUGCCAAUUCUGGUUACAGACGACUUCCAGUUUCCAUCUUUGUCCUCCUUUCGGGAGAUCGCGAGCACUGGCAUCGAAAAUGGCGACACGGCUUCCUACUUCCGGAUCAUAAAGGCAGUUUUCCAGGAAGUGGCGCUCUUGUUCACCCCUCACUCGUCCUCGGCAAUGGAGCUGGACCUACGCGUCGCGCAGAUUGCGCAGCGGCUGCAAGACGGGGACUCUCAGCCCCUGGCUGCACGCUGUGCCUCCAUCCUCUUUGAGAAGGACCCCGGGCAGGGACAU
Symbiodinium necroappetens is the source of this 2079-nucleotide messenger RNA. The record is from the annotation of a GenBank genome assembly. Lineage: Eukaryota; Dinophyceae; Suessiales; Symbiodiniaceae.